Choloepus didactylus (southern two-toed sloth) is the source of this 2808-nucleotide messenger RNA. It is a transcript of the gene ZNF501, whose product is annotated as zinc finger protein 501. The coding region runs from base 808 to 1623 and encodes 271 amino acids. Lineage: Eukaryota; Metazoa; Chordata; Mammalia; Pilosa; Megalonychidae. Gene Ontology annotation, molecular function: RNA polymerase II cis-regulatory region sequence-specific DNA binding; DNA-binding transcription factor activity, RNA polymerase II-specific. The transcript has 2 exons. Gene Ontology annotation, biological process: regulation of transcription by RNA polymerase II. The record is from RefSeq and is a predicted model, not a curated record.
AGUUAUCUCCUUACUUUCAUUAAGCAUUUUUCGUCUCUGAUAGCAACAAAAUAGGUAGCGUGCGAAGACAUAUAGAUAAUAGUUUAACAUUAGUUAUUAUUUAUUGACUGUUUACCGGCCAGGCACUCUUCUAGUUGCUUUCCAUAUAUUAGCUCAUUUAUCAGCACAACCCUAUGAACUUACUGUUAUUGUCUCUGUUUAAUAGUUGAAAAAACUGGAGCACAGAGAAAUUAAGUAACUUGUCUAAGUUCACUUGCUUAAUAAAUGGUGGAAGGUGGAUUCUAACCCAGAGAGUCUAGUCCUGGGUUAGAAGUAUGGCCUGUGCCAUACUUGUGUUCAGGUUUAGUGGAGGAAGACAGAAAUGUAAUCAGAGAGUCAAAACGGGAAAGUGCUGUGGUAGAGAGAUGCGAAGAUCUGAGAGCAUGUGGAAGAGAAAGGGCCUUCCAAAAGUCAAGAAAGAAUUUCUACAGGAAAGAGAUGCGGUGCUUCAUAUUUGAGCUAGAAAACCAAGCCAGAUGCUUCAUUGUUAAGUGACCUGGAGAAGAAUUGGAGAAUCACAGAAUUUGUUGAUCAGAACUUCCGAUUUGCAGGAGUUGAAAAUGCAAACUGAAUAAGGAAGAGGGAAAAUCCUACAGGAAUGAUUGACAGGACAACACAUUCACAUGCACCCACAUAUACCUUUUCAGGGAAAAAGUCUUACUUUAAGAUCUUUAAGAAAAUACCUGGUAAAUACCAGGAAUUUGAGAGAAGGCUUCAUCUGAACCUAAACCUAUUGGAGAGAAGCCCCAUCAGUGUGUUAUAAGCAGCAUGAGUUCCAGCCAGAUUUCACUCCAAAAGAAAUAUCAGAGUCUUAAUAUGCAGAAGAUAACUUCAAAGUGUAAUGAAUGUGGGAAAUCCUUUACUCAGAGAUCAUCUCUUACCCAGCAUCAGAGGAUUCACACAGGAGAGAAGCCCUAUGUAUGCAGUGAAUGUGGAACUUGUUUCUAUAAACAAUCAAAUCUUACUCAACAUCUGAGAAUUCAUACAGGAGAGAAACCUUAUAAAUGUAAUGAAUGUGAGAAAGCAUUUCUAACAAAAGCAAUCCUUGUCCAGCAUCUGAGAAUUCAUACUGGAGAGAAACCCUAUACAUGCAAUGAAUGUGGAAAAGCCUUUUGUCAGAGCCCAUCCCUUAUUAAACACCAGAGAAUUCAUACUGGAGAGAAACCCUAUAAAUGCCCUGAAUGUGGCAAAGCAUUCCGUCAGAGCAUAUGCCUUACUCGUCAUCAGAGAAGUCAUUCUGGAGUUAAACCUUAUAAGUGUAAUGAAUGUGGGAAAGCCUUUAAUCAGAGUGCAUGCCUCCUGCAGCAUCAGACAGUUCAUUCAGGAGAGAAACCCUACACAUGUACUGAAUGUGGUAAAGCCUUUAGUCAGAACUCUUCCCUUGUUGAGCAUAAGAAAACUCACACUGGAGAGAAACUUUAUAAGUGUAGUGAGUGUGAAAAGACUUUCCGCAGGCAAGCACACCUUAGCGAACAUUACAGAAUUCAUACUGGAGAAAAACCUUAUGAAUGUAUUGAAUGUGGAAAAUCCUUUAGGCACAGUUCAGCACUUGUUCGACAUCAGAGACUUCAUGCUGGAGAGUAAAACUUGGGAUAUAGUGAGUGUGGAAGAUUUCUAUGAAAAUGUAAUUGUUUUUGUAAAUUCCUGGGAGUUUAAGACUCAUAGUCAUCAGCUGGGAUGAAUGUUCUGUAUUUUGAGUAAGAGUAGUGUCCUAAAAGGUAAAAAAAAAUUGGUCUCAGAAUUAGAUAAUCCUGAGUUUGAUGCCUUCUCUUACGCAAAUUACUUAUCUUCUCAGAGUUUCACUGUCCUUGGCUCUAAAAACAGGAAUAAUGGAGACACUUCCUAGGGUAGUAUUGAGAAUAAAAUGAGUCAUAUAAAAUAGUUAACUGCCAUUGUUUGGUUUUGAGUUACAGAUGAUGCAAAAUUUUUAAAAAUCUAAGUCUGGCUGUGGAAAGCAAGUGAACUUCAGCAUUAGGUUUUUUGGUUCUUAUAGUGUAUUUUUUCUUAAGAACAUUCUUUGUAAUUAGACUGAGACUUAAUGCUUAAUCUACUGAAGCCUAUUUAAAUUAUGUCCAGAUUUAAAUACACAAUUUAAGACCAAUGCAUCCUUCAGGAAAUUCAGACCUCAUCAGAGAAAAAUGAAAUUAUUGGGAUUUCAGUGGUGUACUUCUGUACUUCAAGAGUUUUAUUUAGCUUUUGAUAGCUCCCAUUAUUGGAUCUAUCACUUUUAACUUUAGGCUUCUCUUUUCCAUGAAUAUUGGAGGUGGGGGUGGAGGGAGAAGCCCCAAUGACAUUAACAAUAAAAACUCUUGGUUAGGAAAUUUUGUGUUUUUAGUGGGAUUGGGAGGCACAUGAGUGUAGAGAUAUUCCUUUUGUUAAAUAGUAGGAUAUAGAGGACAAUGCAAGCAUGUUGAACACAUGGCCAUACUUGUUUUGAAUUCUAGGAGCCCAGCACUAAAGGAACUUUUUCUUAAGGGAAGAGGAGGGUAAGACACAUUGAGUACGCAGAUGCUAGCAGGUGGUGCCACUGAUCACCAGUUAGUUGCCUUUCAAAGGAAGAGGAGAAGAGUGUUUUGAGGAUGUGUGUGGGUUGAAGGUAUCUCAUAAAGAAUGACUUUUUUAAGCUAUGAAAAAUUUGCACAGAAAACAAAGGAUACUUUUUAAUGGUGCUCAGGCAGUGCUAAGCUCUUUUUUUUUUUUAAAUAUUCAUUUUAUUGAGAUAUAUUCACAUACCAUACAGUCAUACAAAACAAAUCGUAUGUUCGAUUG